This is a messenger RNA of Punica granatum (pomegranate), 1436 nucleotides long. The record is from RefSeq and is a predicted model, not a curated record. NCBI's taxonomy places the organism in Eukaryota, Viridiplantae, Streptophyta, Magnoliopsida, Myrtales, Lythraceae.
CUCGCCGUCGCCGCUCAGUAUGACCCAAGCACCUGGCUUCCACCGGCGAGAGCUCCCCGAUGGCCGGAAAGCUCCACCGGAGCUGGUAGCAGCCGGGUGAGAUGAUCUGAUGGCGAGAACAGAGCAUCCGGUCCCGGAUAAGAACUCUCCCAAAAUGCUCCUCCCUUUUGUGGUCGACAACUGUUCCAACGGUGUCUGCUUAAGUGGGCUCAACUCUAUGGUUCCUCGAAUGUUCUUGUUCUUCCAGUUAUUGGAAUGGCCUCGGUGGGCUACGUUGCAGGCCUAUGGUGUUGCUGUAGGCUGAGAAGAUCUUCCACUUCGAGGAUUGUAAGCUCAUCUUCAUCCCCGGAGGUCGGUGUUUCUUCCCGGAGGCAGGUGCUGGACCGGGUGGAUAAGGAGCUCAUGAAGGGAGAUGAGAGGGCGGCCCUUGCCCUUGUCAAGGAUUUGCAGGGGAAGCCCGGCGGACUCCGGUGUUUCGGUGCUGCUCGGCAGGUACCUCAGAGGCUGUAUACUUUGGAUGAGCUGAAGCUCAACGGCAUUGAAACAGCAUCUCUCCUAUCCCCAGUCGACGCAACUCUUGGUGCUGUUGAAAGAAACCUUCAGCUUGCUGCUGUUGCCGGAGGGGUAUCGGCAUGGAAUGCCUUCGGUCUCUCCCCACAGCAAAUACUGUAUAUCUCUUUGGGCUUAUUGUUCCUCUGGACAUUCGACUCGGUCUCGUUCAAUGGAGGAGUUAGCAGCUUGCUUCUCGACACAGCGGGUCAUACCUUCAACAAAAAAUAUCACAAUAGGGUUAUUCAGCACGAAGCUGGCCACUUCUUGAUUGCCUACUUGCUGGGGAUUCUCCCGAGGGGAUAUGCGAUCUCUAGUUUCGAAGCUUUGCAGAAGGAAGGCUCUCUCAAGGUUCAAGCAGGAACUUCCUUUGUGGAUUUCGAGUUUCUUGAAGAGGUCAAUUCAGGAAAAGUAUCGGCUACGAUGCUCAACAGAUUCUCUUGUAUAGCGCUGGCGGGGGUGGCCACAGAAUAUCUCCUAUACGGGUAUGCUGAAGGAGGACUCGCCGAUAUAAACCAGUUGGAUUUGCUGCUUAGAAGCUUGGGAUUCACCCAGAAGAAGGCAGACUCUCAGGUCAGGUGGUCAUUGCUGAACACGGUUCUGAUUCUGCGGCGCCAUGAGGGGGCUCGGGCUAAGCUUGCAGAGGCGAUGUCUGCAGGAAAAUCGGUCGGGUCCUGCAUCGACACCAUAGAAAAUGCCAUAGAUGAAGCAGAAAUAUAAGGAAUGGAUAUGUCUACAGUUGCUUAAUAGCCAGAUCCGGUGAUCGAUUGAUGCAUCAAUGUAAAUCCCAGAUAGACACAAAUCAGAUGGAUGAAUCGACAAAAACUCAAAACAGAUCUCGAUAUACUCAAUGUUGUUUCAUGAAUCAACUUAAUUAUCGGUGUGUA